Populus euphratica (Euphrates poplar) is the source of this 1628-nucleotide messenger RNA. RefSeq lists its product as uncharacterized. The record is from RefSeq and is a predicted model, not a curated record. NCBI's taxonomy places the organism in Eukaryota, Viridiplantae, Streptophyta, Magnoliopsida, Malpighiales, Salicaceae. The transcript has a single exon. The coding region runs from base 533 to 1459 and encodes 308 amino acids.
AGCAAAAUCUACAGGCUAGCUCUACCUCUUCCUUAUCCUUUAUUAUACAUGGUCGAUUCUUAGUUUAUUAGCCAGGUCAACUCUUAACGGCCUCUGAAUAAUUGCUCUAUUAAUUCUCUUGAUGAGCACUGAUGAACUGUCAUUUGAAUCGGAGAGAUAAGUUUUUGGUCUUCCCUUUUGAUUUUUAUCAAUGCAGAUUUAAGAUGGUAUUAAAUGCUAGAUGCUUUACGUUUAGUGUCCUGGCAAGUGCUUUGGCUUCUAAUUUCGUUGGGUUGUCUUCUUCAAACUACGGUGGAAAUAUAAAGGAUGGUUAACAUGGGAAACACGUAGAAGAGUGCCCUUCUUUUGUCAUCUUCAAUCUUCCUCUUCUCUUCAUUGCCAUAGCCAACGUGGUUUGUGUAACCACGUUCAACUUUCCAGUUUCUUACAUCAUAGGCAAGGAAGGGUACCUUCCCCUCCCCCACACACCACCCCCAGCCAUAUAGGCACAAGCCACACGAAAAGAAAGGAAAAUAUCUUCAACCUAUCAUCAAUGAGGAGUAUAGCGACCUGCUACAGUGAACAUGCCAUCAAAGUUUCCGAUUCAUAUUGCUCAGGUCCUUCAAACCAGGCCUAUGUCUCCCCAAACAUUACAUCUUCGAUCCCAGAUACAGUUUCCUGUACAUACAAAGUGAGAAACUCCCCUCAAAAGCACCUCUUGAUCACCCUCACUUGGUGCAACAAAUUCAUAUUCCAAGGCCUCAACAUCAAUAUUAGCAGUGAUAACGUCUCUUCUCCUUCAAGAAAAGGUGCUGAUUCCGGCCACCAGCUUCAAGAAAUUAAAGGCACCAGCGCAUUCCAAUCUCGCAAUUCAAAGAUUGAAGUCUUUUGGGAUCUGUCCGCUGCUUAUUUUGAUGCAGGCCCUGAGCCGAUCAGAGGGUUUUAUGUUGUUGUUUUGGUGGACUCAGAAUUGGGUCUAGUCCUCGGAGAUAUCAAUCAUAAUGAAGUAGUCAGCACAAAAUAUUCGAAGACAAGACUGCCACCACCGAGGCCCUCUCUGGUUUCUCGAAGGGAGCAUUUCUCAGGCAAGACAAUGUAUUCAACCAAGGCACAAUUCUGUGAUACAGGAAAAGCUCAUGACAUCUUGAUAAAGUGCGGUGGAGAUCAAGAAGAUGGAUCAAAGAACCUAGUUUUGUCAGUGUGGAUUGAUGAUAAGAAGAUUUUCCAAGUUAAGAGAUUAAGGUGGAAUUUUCGAGGGAAUCAGAUAAUAUUCUUGGAUGGUUUACUGGUGGAUGUGAUGUGGGAUUUGCAUGAAUGGUUCUUCAAGGAAGAAUCUGGGUGUGCUGUUUUCAUGUUCAGGAUUAGAAGUGGGUUGGAUAGCAGGCUCUGGCUGGAGGAGGAGGACAAGAAUCUGGAGCACAAGGGACAAGAGAGGCCUGAGUUCUCACUGUUGAUCUGUGCUUGUAAGAACCCUGGGUGAUUCUUUCUUUGGACUGUACAAUAGCGUUAACCAUCCUCUCAUCACCUUGUUCUAAUCAAACAACCUGUAAUUACUGGGAUUUGUAAACUUCUGAGAUACACAGCAACUAGGCUAACUUUUCUGUUUGUUUGUGUGAUCAUUUCUUUUUUUUUUUCUUUUUUUAUAUGUA